GUCUCGCUUCCUCUCUUUUCGCUAUUUAGUCCUACCGAUACAAACUGUCAAAAUAACAACAACAACAACAACAACAAGAAAAUAAAUGAACAAUUAUUAACAAAAGCUUGCUUUAGUGUGUGGAUAUAUUGAUUUAUGGAUAAUGAUGUAACAAUGAAUAUUGUGAGCCUGUGGGUGUUGCUGUGGCUGUCUGGAAUUGCGCUGGCCACAGAUGACUGCUAUGAUGAUUGCACCGACUACAAACCCAAGUCACCACUUGUUUACUGUUCUUAUUUACCAAUGGAGUUCCUGAACUGCAGUCAACCAGAAGACUUGAAUGGCAAUGAGACCAGAAGAAAUGAACUUGAUGGCUAUGGCUGCACAAAAUGGGGAGGCGAUAGAUACGAGGACGUGCAGAUGGCUAAGGUGUGGUGUGAGGCCUUGCCAGGAGUGCAUUGUUAUGGCAACCGGACAUUCCUCAAGGAUGGCUUCCCUUGUAUCAAAUAUUCAGGCCACUACUUUGUGACGACGUUGAUAUACUCCGUCUUGCUGGGAUUUCUUGGCGUGGACCGAUUUUGUUUAGGACAUACAGGUGAAGCUAUAGGGAAGCUGCUGACUUUGGGUGGUGUUGGUAUCUGGUGGAUAGUAGAUGUUGGCCUACUGGUGACUGGCAUGUUGAAGCCCAAAGAUGACAGCAACUGGGUCCCGUACUACUGAGCUGGGAACCGACGUGUGAACAUUUAGAAAAACAGGCUAACUCCAUGCAAUUAUGCCACUGGUUAUAAGUAUUUGCAUAAUAAAAUGUUGCUAUUGACACAAACUGUGUGAUGAGGAUUUAUUAAAAUUAAGUCACCAUUAAAGGCUUUAACAUGUUAUUUUCUCAUCCUUAUUUUAUUGUUUAAAGUCAUUAAUAUGAAAAGCCCUGUUAUGUAGAAAAUUAAAGUGAGUUGCGUUAAUAAUGCUUUCCUUUGAAGAAGUUGGGUUAUUUUGCUUGACACCUACCUAUCUGGCGGUCAGGCAGUCGUUUUGUCCAUAAACUAUGCGGUUUACCACAAUAUCCAAAAUACACUUGGUUCUUAGAUUAUCAAAUGGUUUUAUGAUUAGGCAACUUGAAAACCAUUUUCACAGAGAGAGGGCUUCAAGCUAGGAAAUAUACAUUCGUUUCUAAUUAAUCUUAACCAAAAAAACAACUUAUCGAUUUCUAUAUUAAAGGUCGAGGUCACAGAUCGAUGCAAUAUGAAGAAAUAUCUUAACUGUUGCUUCAUAUGUAUAACUUUGCUGCAUUUAAAGGGGCAAAGAUGUUUUACAAAGAUGUUUUACAAACAUCUCUUGUUUAUUAAAAGUACUCGAUCAUUGUGAUAGCAGUUAUUACUGUUUACCUUCAUAUACAGGUUUGAACACAUGAUGUUUGCUUUAAAGAACACACUACACCACAUUUCAUAAUGUCACAUUUAAUUUUUGUUACAGUAAAAGAGGUGUUAUAUUUGUGUGUAUGAUUAUAUGCAUCAUUUUUAUGUUCCUCAGUCUAAAUUGGGGGACAUAUUGUUUUUGCCCAGUCUGUUUGUUUGUUUGUUGGUUUGCUUCAAACUUUAACAUUUGCCAUAACUUUUGCAAUAAUGAAGAUAGCAACUUGAUAUUUGGCAUGCAUGUGUAUCUCAUGGAGAUGCACAUUUUGAGUGGUGAAAGGUCAAGGUCAUCCUUCAAGGUAAAAUAUAUUUGGGGGGACAUAGUGUUGCUCAAACACAUCUUGUUCAUAUUGUUAUUUUAUUUAUGUAUAUCACAAAAAACAUUUUUGGGGCUAAACAUGUUUGUUGAGAACUAAACAAUUAAUGGUUUUUAUUUGUCCUUAUCAAAAGUCUGUGGAUGAAUUAGCAUACUCACAUAAUGCAUGAAUUAUUACUGAAUGAAUCAUGUAAAGUAAAUGUAUACAUUGUUAAACGUUUAUUGCUUAAAUGCAAGCCUCCAUACGUCCAUCAAUGUCAAGUUGAACAUUUGAAAAGUUCCAUAUUGUGAGUACAAUACACGAUUUGGACAUGAAAAUAGAUACGUUUUUCAAUGUCAUUGAUAGGGAAAACACUUGUUUCACGAGCAGUCUCUUGAUUGUUUCUUACCAUGUUACUGUCAUUUGAUGUGUGCAGAUUUAUUAUAGAGUCGGAAUAUAGGAAAAUAAUUGUCCAAAAUAUAAUAUUCCAUGUGCAUGGAUGCAACUUGAAAUAAGGUGCAAUAUAUUAUAUGAUAUAUAUGUAUGUAAUUAAAUGGAUGUUAUAUAUGUAUGUAAUAAAUUGUACUGAUUACUG
Molecule: messenger RNA, 2276 nt
Organism: Dreissena polymorpha
Lineage: Eukaryota; Metazoa; Mollusca; Bivalvia; Myida; Dreissenidae
Product: TM2 domain-containing protein CG11103-like
Exons: 6
Coding region: 136-696 (186 amino acids)
Source: RefSeq, a predicted model, not a curated record